GUCCUGGAACUCUGUAGAUUGGGCUGGCCUCAAACUCAAGAGAUCCACCUUCUUCUGCUUCCUGAAUACUGGGAUUAAAGGCAUGUGCCACCAAAGCCCGGCGAUCAGGCAGUCUUAAGGGACCACGUGGUCCAGGUCGGAUCAGGAGACAUUUGUUGCCUAGCAUCACGUGGUUUUUUCUUUCUUUCUCUUUCUUCUUUCUUCUGUUUUUCGAGACAGGGUUUCUCUGUAGCUUUGGAGGCUGCUUGGAACUCGCUCAGUAGACCAGGCAGGUCUUGAACUCACAGAGAUGAGCCUGUCUUUGCCUCCCACCGCCCUGCCAAGGCCCUGCAUCUUGACCACAGCUUUGGGAUAUCUUCAUAGGAUACCGGGUUUCCAGAGCUGGAUACUGGUCUUUAAGGGGAGAUCUUCUUGGUGCUGGAGACGGCCCAGAUUCCGGCUGGUGGCUGAUCCACCGCGGGAGCCGAGCGGCAGUCAGAGCAGCCGAGCAGCUGCAGCCAGGCCGAGCUCGCAGAUCCGCGCCCACCGACCUGUCCACCUCUAUUCCCCGCGCUGUCGGAGGCGAGGGGGACUGGGAGAGCAGCGACCUUCGCUCCCACGCUCGGAACGCGAUCGCCCCUGCCCUGUCUGGUCACGGCCUGAGCACCAAAUACGCAGGAGGUCGGGGUCAGUAUCUCCACUCUGAGGGUCCGGGGACCGAAGAGGAAAAAAAGCCAAGAGGAUUCCGUGUAAGAGCAUCGCGUGAGCUUGGGGCGUGGAGGAGAGUGAAGAUUUCCCGUGGUGCCAGAGGUACCAGGGCUUACGAGGCCUGGGUGGGUACCAGGCAGUUCAGCAUCCCAACAGCCACGAUCUCUCUUCUGCUCUGAGGGAGCUAGAAUAAUCGGGCGGCUCGGAUCCAGCACUUGAAAGCGGUGCCCUCUCUUGUCUGAGGAAUCAGGACCUGGCCCAGCAAGUCCCUGGAAAACCUGUCUCCUGUCUCAGUCUUUCUGGUACGGAUGGGCCGCUGCCCACUGCAGCGCCAUGAAGGCAGGAUGACCUCAGCCGAAGCAGUGGCUGUGGCUGGGAGUGCCCGGGAGCAUGGCCGCCCCAAGUGGCCUCCUGACAACCCUGAGGUCCUUGGGCAGCCUGCUCGAGCCAGAGUGGUUGUGGCAGCCCUGGUGUGGCUGUUGGCAGGAGCCAGCAUGUCAAGCCUCAACAAGUGGAUCUUCACAGUGCACGGCUUUGGACGGCCCCUGCUACUCUCGGCAUUACACAUGUUGGCAGCUGCCCUGGCUUGCUACUGGGGGGCCCGGCGGCCCAUGCCCCGCAUCAUCCAAGGCAGAGUGCUGCUGCUCAGCCUCACCUUUGGUACCUCCAUGGCCUGCGGCAACGUGGGCCUGAGCACUGUACCCUUGGAUCUAGCACAACUGGCCACCACCACCACACCACUGUUCACAUUGGGCUUGUCUGCGCUGCUACUUGGACGAAGACAUCAUCCCCUGCAGUUUGCUGCCAUGGGCCUACUCUGCCUGGGAGCUGCAUGCAGCCUAGCUGGAGAGUUCCGGGCACCCCCAGUUGGCUGUGUCUUCUUGCUAGUAGCCACCUGUCUCCGAGGCUUCAAGUCCGUUCAACAGAGUGCUCUGCUGCAGGAAGAGAGGCUGGAUGCGGUGACUCUGUUGUAUGCCACCUCUCUGCCCAGCUUCUGCCUGCUGGCAGGUGCUGCUCUGGUGAUGGAGGCUGGGGUGGCCCCACCACUGGCUCCCACUGACUCACGCCUCUGGGCCUGUGUCCUGCUCAGCUGCUGCUUAUCUGUGGUCUACAACCUGGCUAGCUCCUCCUUGCUGGCACUCACAUCUGCCCUCACCGUCCACGUACUGGGCAACCUCACAGUUGUGGGCAACCUCAUCCUGUCCCGGCUCCUGUUUGGCACCCACCUCAGCGAUCUCAGCUACGUGGGCAUCGCACUCACCCUUUCAGGAAUGUUUGUUUACCACAACUGUGAGUUCGUGGCCUCCUGGGCUACCCGUCGGGGGUUGUGGCACAGGGACCAGCCUGGCAAAGACCUGGUGGAGUGCAUGAACCAUACCUGAACAGCCCUAGCCUGAAUCUGACAAUGGCCAUGAGGAAACUGGAAAGGUGCUAUGUCUGCCAGGCCGGGGAAAGGAGGUGCCUUCUGGAAGGGCUGCCUGGGAGGCCAGGGACCUUCAGAGAGACCCACCCCGUCCCUGCCAGCCUCACCUGUUACAGCAAGGCCUGCCACUGGAUGGCAGGUUCAAGUCUGGUAUGUGUGUUUGUCAAAUGAAUCAUUAUGAUUGAUGUCAAGUACUAUGAUGAGAAUUGCUGGGCAAACUGUUAGAAACCCUCAAUGUGUUAGGAUGAAGAUGAUGCCCAGCGGCUGCACAAUUCUUCCUCCAGUGAGGGAGGCCAUGAGGGACACCAGAAAAGGCUUCCCCCCAAAAUUUGGUAGUCUGUGCCAGCUUUAGGCAGCUACUGCAGCCUCACUCCGGUGACUCCUCCCCAGGGUUUGGGUCUUCCAUCCUCAAAUAAACUAUUUUUGCUUGGA
Molecule: messenger RNA, 2542 nt
Organism: Cricetulus griseus (Chinese hamster)
Lineage: Eukaryota; Metazoa; Chordata; Mammalia; Rodentia; Cricetidae
Source: RefSeq, a predicted model, not a curated record